AUGACCGCACGCUCACGCGGUGCUGCGCCGGAGGGCGAACCCGAUACGAUCUUUGACGACCCGGUGGUGGGGGAAGAGAUCGAGGGCUUGAUGGGAGACCCGCCCAGCGUGAGCUAUAACGAGGAGCUUGCUGCCGUUCGAAAGCAUGCUAUCGAAUCCCCGGAGNGCUCCAUGACCGCACGCUCACGCGGUGCUGCGCCGGAGGGCGAACCCGAUCCAAUCUUUGACGACCCGGUGGUGGGGGAAGAGAUCGAGGGCUUGAUGGGAGACCCGCCCAGCGUGAGCGAUGACGAGGAGCUUGCUGCCGUUCGAAAGCAUGCUAUCGAAUCCCCGGAGACUGUCCGGGCUUUCAUCAAGGAGCGAGCAAGGAGCCUGGCGAUCGGAGCUGGCUGCCCCCACUCCCUGCCCCUCGUGACUUGGAAGGACGACCCAGCUUCCGCCGUGACAUGCGGGAAGCAUCAGGCGCAUCUGAUUGGGAACGUCGACUUGCAGGUAUGCACACAGCUGCAGCAGCGCUAGGUGUAGACUAGUCUAGCCGAUGCCGUUUACAGCAGUAGUUGGGCACAGCAGUAGCUGUACAGCAGUGGCCAUGCAGCCCGACGUCUUCGUUAGGCAGCAAAGCGCAGCGUGAACUACGGCAGAGAGCUUUGAGUUCCAGUAGCUUCCCGGAGAGUUCCAUUAGUAUUGCCCUGUCCCCAAAACGAGUUGAGGGACAACGUGCUACAUGAAAAAAAACAUCCACCCGCCUCCAUGACGCAGUAUAUCACCCCCCCUGAAUCCGUUUGUUGUUUUGCAAUCCAUGGGCACACGACAGCCUAGGCACCUGGUGCAAGGUAUUUUGCAAACAUACUGUUAUAGGAAGGCUACAAUUUAGUGCAUCGAGCGCACGCUGCUGUUCAUAGUUUUUUUUUAAUAGUUAUCGAUCAUGCUGCACAACUUGUGGAAGGCCAGGUGGUGUCCUGCCUUAUCUGUCCCGACGGUAAUCACGCCGGGAAAUUUCCAGUCUAAAUCCCUAUUAAUAGGCAUAUUUACUGCUGUGAAUUCCGCUUAAAUGGAAAACGCUGUUUCUCCGUCGUUUGUGAUCAGACUCCGGUUUUGGGACAUUCAUACGAAAGCUAUGGGUCAGGGCCAUCUUUUGGAAGCGUCAAAAAAAAAUGCACAGUACUUGCACCGUAUAAAAACGCCUAUAUGUCCCAGUACACCGAAACCGAAAUUUUGAAGGUUUGGCAACCGAACGCACCAAAACUCUUCGGAGGGCGUUGCAUGUUCACAGACUACCUAUAUCAGUCGCCUUUUGCACGGCGCCUCGUGUGUACAGCUUUUCCGAUCGGCUUGACCGCCCCUCAGCACCCCAUUUGGCGGAAAUCAUGUCCUCAUUUCCAGAGGGUGAGGAAACACCGACGCCGACACGUUCCUAAACUUCUGCGAGUAC
Molecule: messenger RNA, 1432 nt
Organism: Ectocarpus sp. CCAP 1310/34
Lineage: Eukaryota; Phaeophyceae; Ectocarpales; Ectocarpaceae
Source: the annotation of a GenBank genome assembly